ACUACCACCGCCCUAGCAACCCUCAAAAUCCUUAAAAAUCCCAUUUUUAGCGAAGGGAACGAAAAAGAACCGAACUUUACUCCUCGCCGCCAUGACGAAUCAGAAUGUGGUCGUGCCGGAGGCAACGCCAGCUAUCACGGUGGCGGCGGCAGCCAAACCCCCGGUCCUGUUCCCCUACCCCCCGCCUCGCCGUGGUGGCGCCUCCGCUGCAGCCGCUAUCAGGAAGAAGCACCUUUCUCAGGUCGAGCUCGGCGAGAGCUGGACCAACGCGUGGCUGGAGUCGAUGAAAGCUUCCUCUCCCAUCCACGCGAAGGUUGCGGCCAGCGCUGCCGCGGUGCCCAUCAUAGAGCGCGAACAGAAUGAGCACUCAGCAUGGAUCGUGCGGCAUCCAUCUGCUUUGAGUAAGUUUGAGCAGCUCAUGAAAGCCACCAAAGGAAAGCAAAUCGUAAUGUUCUUGGACUACGACGGGACGCUGUCCCCCAUCGUCGAUGAUCCCGACUCUGCAUUCAUGUCGGAUGCAAUGAGAGCUGCCGUGAAGGAAGUGGCAGGGUGCUUCCCCACCGCGAUUGUGAGCGGGCGGUGCCGAAGCAAGUUGUUUGACUUCGUAAAAUUGACCGAGUUGCACUACGCUGGAAGCCAUGGCAUGGACAUCGAAGUUCCCAAAGGAACUAAAUACACCAAGAAGAAAAAAACUGUUCUCUUUCAACCGGCAAGCGAAUUCCUGCCCAUGAUAAAGAAGGUUCACAAAGCGCUGUCGGAGAAGACCAAACCCAUUCCUGGUGCCAAGUUGGAGAACAACAAGUUCUGUGUGUCUGUUCACUUUAGAUGUGUAGAUGAAAAGCAUUGGAGAGUGCUGCUGGAGCAGGUGUGGUUCGUGUUGAAGGAAUACCCCAUGUUGCGGAUCACUCCAGGGAGAAAGGUACUGGAGAUCCGUCCCAUUAUUAAAUGGGACAAGGGGAGGGCCUUGCAGUUCCUAUUAGACUCACUUGGUUUUGCUGACUCCAAAAAUGUAUUGCCUGUUUACAUCGGAGAUGAUCUCACCGAUGAAGAUGCUUUUAAGGUUUUACGUGAUAGAGGCCGAGGCAUUGGGAUCCUCGUUUCAGAGUUUCCAAAGGAGACGAAUGCUUCUUAUUUCCUGCGACGGCCCUCUGAAGUCAUGGAGUUCUUACUUCGCCUGGUGGAGUGGAAGCGCCUCUCUUUGGAGGAUGGCUUGGAGUAGUAAGCACGAAGGGGAUGUGCCAUGGCACUACUACCCCUUUAAAACUUUGGGGUAUGCCUGGGAUUGAAUGAGAUGGGACUUCAUUUCAUCCCGCGUUUAAGAAUAAAAGGAGAGAAAGAGAGAGAGAGAGAGAGAGAGAGCAUUUCAUUAUCCUUUUCUUAUUAUGAGUUCUUUCGGGGUUUGAAAGCGCUGCAAAAAACUUGGCUUUCCUGCCCCUCAAUGAAGCUAAAUUUUGUAAGUAGAACUAUGUACAAUGGAGAAACAAAAGUUAGCUUUCUUGAUCUCUCUGCAAUGGAGAGAGAAAUAGCAUGUUGUUCUUAG
Musa acuminata AAA Group (dessert banana) is the source of this 1540-nucleotide messenger RNA. Its product is annotated as probable trehalose-phosphate phosphatase 6. Gene Ontology annotation, biological process: trehalose biosynthetic process. Gene Ontology annotation, molecular function: trehalose-phosphatase activity. The record is from RefSeq and is a predicted model, not a curated record. Bases 92 to 1219 code for a protein of 375 amino acids. The transcript is spliced from 11 exons. Lineage: Eukaryota; Viridiplantae; Streptophyta; Magnoliopsida; Zingiberales; Musaceae.